CAUACGCCCAGGUGAUGAAGGUCAACAAACGUAAGUAAACAAACAUAAAUCGCCGAAAUUGUACGCAGCAACCAAUCGUAAUGGUAAACAUUAAUGCACGUGAUCGUUUCUAAGCCAAUGAAACGUUCAGAAAUUCAAAGUCACUGCCACGGAUAUCAUUAUAAAAUGUGGGAACCACUGAUGGGAGACAACUGAUUUAGUUGAUGAUCUAUGUUCCGCGUGCAUGUUAUAAAGAGAAAUGGGACUUUUAGAGACUGGCCAAUCAGAGUGGUUGAUAGAGUUUUGUGAGAACAACAAGUUUUGGGAGUUGAACAGCCAAAACAUUGUGAUUGUGGAUUAUGUAUUAAGAUUUUGAACAUAAAAUUUUGUUCAUAAGAUUUUGUACAAAUGAUUUAAAGUGAAAGGAGUGUAGUGAAUUAUUAUAGCACUUGGGAGUGGAGAACGAGUAAGCAAGUAAUUGACAAGCUUUGUCGUUUUAGGGACAUAUGAGACAUAAUGUACAUGGCAUAAAGAUAUAUCGUAAAUAUAUUGUGUUGUGUUCUUUUGAAAUUGAAAGUAAUAAUCCAUUUUAAAACAAAAUCACUUAUCUCUGUCACCAACUUCAGAAAAAGUGGACAAGGCAGAGGCGGCCGAGAACAUUUACAACAACCAACUGGAAAUGGUCAAUCUGAACGGACAAAAGUCCAGCCCCGGUACCACUGACCAAACGGCCAGCGAUUGGCCUCAAACUGGGACUAACGAAGCAGGGGAUGACAACGUUGUCUACGCCAAUGUAAGUUGCCAGAUGAAAUAUGUUUAAAAACUAGUAUAAGCCUUAUGCUACCCCACAUGGUCUGAUGUAAAUAAUAAUGUAAGUUGCCAGUUCAAUCAAAUUUUAAAAACUUGUAUGCGCCUUUGGCUACACAACUAGUCUUAUGUAAAUUACAAACUAAAUUACGAAGUUAAACACAGACCGAUGUAUAAUUCCUUCAUUUGGAGAGGCACGUGUGUGUAGAAGUUACAAGUAGCAGUAUUGCUUAUGACGUGUGCUACAGAGUUUUGGAUUUUGAUUGUUCUCGUCACUGGAUCCAAAGCUUCUUUUUCCUACGUGAACACAUUUCAUUCUAGGAAAAUAGUUUACUACUAAUACCAUUUUUAAAACAAAAAAUAACUUUGUUAAAACCUGAAUAUCCUUGUUAAAACAUAUUAUAUACACAUUUGUUAAAACAAAAACCCCUUUGUUAAAACCAAAAUACAUUGGUUAAAACCAAAACACCUUUAUUAUAUAACUUUGUUAAAAAACCAAAUAUCAUUUGCUUAAGACCUUAAUAACUUUGUUAAGCCCAAAGUAACUUAUAAAACCCAAAAUACCAUCGUUAAAACAUAAAUACUAUUGCUUAAAUAAUAAAGAAUUUCACAACAGAUAAUGCGUUCAAAAAAAAUUAAUUCGUUAAAAUAUUUCAUAAUGUGUUUUCCAUUGUUCGCGAAUUUAAUAAUGAUAAAAAAACCUGUCUAGCAGAAGAAUAUUUCAAUGUAGUUUGCCUUUUAUGUUCACAUGAUUGACGUUGGCGACAAACGUGAUUAAAUGCAUUUUUAAAAACCAAUAAGUUUCACCAGCAAGGCAUUUUUGUUACAGUUGACUUUCCUGUUCACAGACUAUCCAAAUGUCCAGUCCGGCACUGUCAGAACCGAAAACAUCGCCUGAACCCUCCACGAACGUCGCCAAGGGGAACGAAAAAUCCGCUCGAACGCUGAGUCCCGAGGGACUCGUGUACGUCAGCGUGGAGAUCAGCGCGGGGACCAAAAACCCGGUCAUCAAGGAGCACAAAGAACCGAAAGAACCCCAGG
This is a messenger RNA of Lymnaea stagnalis (great pond snail), 1827 nucleotides long. NCBI's taxonomy places the organism in Eukaryota, Metazoa, Mollusca, Gastropoda, Lymnaeidae. The record is from the annotation of a GenBank genome assembly.